Molecule: messenger RNA, 552 nt
Organism: Hyaloperonospora brassicae
Lineage: Eukaryota; Oomycota; Peronosporomycetes; Peronosporales; Peronosporaceae
Source: the annotation of a GenBank genome assembly
AUGAACGACAAAAUGAACCUUGAAGGAUAUUCGGACGCGGACUGGGCUGGCGACGUGGACACUCGACGAAGCACAAGUGGCUACGCGUUCAUGAUGAAUGGCGGAUGCAUCAGCUGGAGAAGCAAGAAGCAGCGCACGGUUGCACUAUCUUCAACGGAAGCAGAAUACAUGGCGUUGACCGAAGCUGUUCAAGAAUCCAUUUGGCUGAAGGCGUUCCUGUGCGAACUUGGCGAAAUGUCGAUCAACGAAGCCGUCAAGAUCCAUGAAGAUAAUCAAGGAUCGAUGGCGUUGGCCAAGAACCCGGAAUGCCACAAGCGUACCAAGCACAUCGAUAUUCGCUAUCACUUCGUGCGGGAGAAGGUCGAAGACGGUCAAGUGCUGCUACAAUACUGCUCAACGAAGGACAUGCUGGCCGACUUGAUGACCAAGCCAAUUAGCGCGGUACAAUUUGAAGGUCUCCGAAACAAGCUGGGAAUCAAGCCACCAAGCGCGGCCGAGUCGAGUGGGAGUGUUGAAGAGAAGGCGUCUCGACCGACGAAGGAAUACCGGUAG